Micromonas pusilla CCMP1545 is the source of this 894-nucleotide messenger RNA. RefSeq lists its product as uncharacterized. The coding region runs from base 1 to 894 and encodes 297 amino acids. The transcript has 2 exons. Lineage: Eukaryota; Viridiplantae; Chlorophyta; Mamiellophyceae; Mamiellales; Mamiellaceae. The record is from RefSeq and is a predicted model, not a curated record.
AUGACGCCGCCUGACGCCCCGCGCGCGGGCGCGACGGACCCGGUGAAGCGACGCAGCGCGCUGACGAGCGCGUUCGAGGAGCUCGCGCUGCAUUCGGAGCGCGACGUGGAGGAGGGCCUCCACGCGGAGGGAUUCAGCGCGCACGUCGUGAACGACGACUCCCCGGGGUCGCCGUCCGUGCAGGUGGACGCGCUGCGCGGGCCCUCGUUCAGCGCGGCGCGCCCGCGAGGAUCCUUCGUCGACUGCUUCUCUCUCGACGACCCGGAGCUGCUCGCGCGCUCCGCGGGGCGGCAGCACGGCAGCUUCUCGUGCCUCUCGAUGCUCAGCGACUCCCCGCGGACGCGAGGGUUCGUGUUCCGCGAGGACUCCGCGCAGGAGGACGGGAGCGGCGGCAGCGACGAGAACGACGAGGGCGCCGCGGCGGGGUUCUCGGCGGGGGACGACGACGAUCACGUCAACUCCAGUCGACGGGCUAGCUUCGACGUCGCCGCGGCGCGCGCGAGGGACGUCGCGACCGAGGAGUUCGACCUCGGAUUCUCGCCGAGCGAGACGAUCGCGCGGCUGCGGUGCGACAGCGGCAACGAGGGGAGCCUGAGCGACGCCAUGAUGCAUCGAGGCGCGUCGCCGAGCGGGAGGAGUCUGUCGUCGUCGCGGAGCGCGUCGCGCGUGGGGUGGGCGGCGCCGCCGAGGGUCGUCGUGGUGCACCCGGCGGAGGACGACGUGACGGAGUGCGACGCGGCGAGCGCGGGGCGGAAACAGCGGGGGAGCUUCAACUCGCUGCUUCUGCUGGAGGCGGCGAAGCUGUCGCAUCUGGGAGGCGAUCGGGGGGGCGCGGAGGAGGCGACGGAGGCGUCGAUCGCGGAGGUGCGAUUUCCGGUCCAAGCCGCGCGUUGA